GGUGAGUGUGCGGGGCCCGGGCCGAGCAGGCGCCAGCGCCGCGGGCUGCAACGGGCUAGCGGAGGGCCGGGUUCUGACUCCCGUCCCGGGCGGCACGCCUGCGGCUUGGGCGAUUUGAGGAGCCGGAGACGAGGGGCACGCGCAUCUGCAGGCCCAGCCCCACAGCGGCCCCGUCUGGCCGGGGACCUGAGCCCACACCGCCGCAGCAGCGGCGUGCCCAAGGUCACACGUCCCAGCGACGCGCCAUGCCGAUCGUCGACAAGCUGAAGGAAGCCCUGAAGCCCGGCCGCAAGGACUCGGCCGACGAUGGGGAGCUGGGGAGGCUCCUGGCCGCCUCGGCCAAGAAGGUCCUUCUGCAGAAGAUCGAGUUCGCGCCGGCCAGCAAGAGCUUCUCCUACCAGCUGGAGUCCCUGAAGAGCAAAUACGUGCUGCUGAACCCCAAGGCGGAGGGGGCCGGCCGCCGCAGGAGCGCAGACGAGCCGCCGGCCAGGAGACAGGGCAGCGAGCGCCCAUGCAACGGCGGCAGCGGUGACGGCGUCCCCGCCCCUCAGAAAGUGCUCUUCCCCGUGGAGCGGCUGUCCCUGAAGUGGGAGCGCGUCUGCCGCGUGGGCGCCGGGCUGCACAACCUGGGCAACACCUGCUUCCUGAACGCCACCGUGCAGUGCCUGACCUACACGCCGCCGCUGGCCAACUACCUGCUGUCCCGGGAGCACGCGCGCGCCUGCCACCAGGGAGGCUUCUGCAUGCUGUGCAUCAUGCAGAACCACAUCGUCCAGGCCUUCGCCAACAGCGGCAACGCCAUCAAACCCGUGUCCUUCAUCCGGGACCUGAGAAAGAUCGCCCGGCACUUCCGCUUCGGGAGCCAGGAGGACGCGCACGAGUUCCUGCGGUACACCGUGGACGCCAUGCAGCGGGCCUGCCUGGGCGGCUGUGCCAAGUUGGACCGCCAGACGCAGGCUACGACCCUGGUCCAUCAGAUUUUCGGAGGCUACCUGAGAUCUCGUGUGAAGUGCUCGGUGUGCAAGAGCGUCUCGGACACCUACGACCCUUACCUGGACGUGGCGCUGGAGAUCCGGCAAGCCGCGAACAUCGUGCGCGCCCUGGAGCUGUUCGUGAAGCCGGACGUCCUGAGCGGGGAGAACGCCUACAUGUGCGCCAAGUGCAAGAGGAAGGUGCCCGCCAGCAAGCGCUUCACCGUCCACCGGGCGUCCAACGUCCUGACCCUGUCCCUCAAGCGCUUCGCCAACUUCAGCGGCGGGAAGAUCACCAAGGACGUGGGCUACCCGGAGUUCCUGAACGUCCGCCCGUACAUGUCGCAGAGCAGCGGCGAGCCGGUGCUGUACGGGCUGUACGCCGUGCUGGUGCACUCGGGCUACAGCUGCCACGCCGGGCACUACUACUGCUACGUGAAGGCCAGCAACGGGCAGUGGUACCAGAUGAACGACUCCCUGGUCCACUCCAGCAACAUCAAGGUGGUUCUGAACCAGCAGGCCUACGUGCUCUUCUACCUGCGGGUUCCCGGCGCCAAGAAGGGCCCCGAGGGCCCCGUGUCCAGGCCGGGCUCCGCCCUCGCUGGCCGCCCCGGCGUCCUCCCGGACCACGGCAGGAAGAGCAUCGGCGGCAACGGGGCUGGCUCGUCCCCGCUGGCCGGAAAGAGACCGGACCCGGCGGCGGCGAGGCGGCUGCAGGGCGCCGAAGAGACGGGCGUGCCGGUGUCCCGGCACGGCGCCCUGGCGGGCCUGAGGCCUCAGAACGGACACGCUCCUCCAAAGCCGCCCUCGGGGUCCCCCUCCCCCCGACUUUGCAAAGCGCCGGCGCCCCAGCCGACCGUCCUGGACGAGCCGGGAAGGAAGGCCGAGAAGCCGGCGCCCCUGCAGCCCCGCCUCCCCCCGCCCCUCCAGACCUCGCGGGGGCCCCACGGAGCCCGCGCCCCGGGCAGCAGCAGCAGGUGUGACGGCCACCGGCCCGGCUCCUGGGACCGCAGGGGCGCCGGCCUCUCUACCUCACCCAAGCUGCCAGCCGCCGCCGCCGCCAUUGUCAACGGGCACGGGCUCGGGGCCGCCGCCCUCAGCUCGGGGGACUCCAGCAGUCCCAGCCCCGAGCACUCGGCCGGCAGUGACCCUCCCCGGCCCCCCUCGACCCCCCGGAGCGGCGCUGCCCGCCUCUGUGACUCUCAGGGAAGGACCCCCGUGGCCGGCGCCCCCAGGGCACAGCCCGCUGGCGACGAUGCGAAGGCGGCGAAGCCGCGGUCCCCCGUCCUGAGCAACGCCGCCCUGGAGCCCGCCAACGCCACGUCCCCUCCGCCAGCCAAGAAACUGGCCCUUUCUGCCAAGAAGGCCAGCACCCCGCGGAGGGCCCCCGGCACUGACCGCCGCGCACCCCCCUUCCCGCCGCCCUCCGACCUCGCCCGCCCCAGGACAGCCGAUCACCCCGCCGCUGCCUGCACCCGGCCCGUGGGUCCCACCAGGUCACCUGGCCCCCGCCCUGCGACACUGCCCAGCAGCCCCAAGCCCCUCCGGACGUCCACCCCUGCUCCCCUGCCUCAGGUCAACGGGGGCUUCCCGGCUCCUCCACACCAGCCGCCGGAGGCCAGCGAGCCCCCCCAGAGCCCCUCUAAGAAGAACAGGGGCCACCUGGGGGAGAUUCGGGGGCAGGGCUUGGAGGGGGGGAAGGCAGCGGCGGCCCCUCCCGGGAAGAGGAAGAGGAGGAAGAGGAAGCGCCUAGAGGACUCGGACACCUGCGCCCCGCUGGAGGGGCCGCGCCGGAGCCCUGAGCGCGGGAAGGAGGAUCCAGCAGAGCCGCCCGCGGCGAGACUGCAGGGAGAGGGAGGGCAGCAGCCGGUGAACGGCCGGGGCCCUGUGAAUGGAUGGCAGGCGGGACGCAGGGCAGGAGGCCCCCUCGCCAGCAAGAAGAGGCGGCGGAAGGCAGUGCUGGGUGCUGGCGGCUCGGCCUGCCUCCACCAGCACCCGCCGUGGCCCGGGGGCGGCUCCCCCUUGGAGGUCGCCGAGCCGGAGAGCACUGCAGCAUCCCCGCGGAAGAAGAAAAAGAAGAAAGGAAAGCUGGAAGCUGGGCAGGAAGCAGCGGAGGAGGGGCACCCCGAAGGCUGGGGGAGCGAGAGGCAGAGGGGCCCAGCCGUCCCUGGGAGCAGCCCGGUGCCCGCUGCCCAUGGCCCGGGCCCUGGGGACCUCGCAGGGCUGCGGCGGGCCCCCCCGGAGUCCUGCCACCGAGAGCACAGCGGCGACGUGCUCCAGGAGCUCCUGGGGUGCUCGUCAGACCACGCCUACGGGAAGAAAGUGCUGACCUGGAGCGGCACGGUGUCGGCCGUCAGCCUGGACGCCAUCCGGGACAGCAGGCUGGCCCGCGCCUCCGCGGUGACCGACAGCUGGGACGAGGAGUUCGACCGCGGGAAGGAAAAGAAAAUUAAGAAGUUCAAGAGAGAGAAGAAGAGGAACUUCAACGCCUUCCAGAAGCUUCAGAACAGACGGAACUUUUGGUCUGUGACUCACCCGGCCAAGGCCGCCAGCCUCAGCUACCGCCGCUGAACCGCCGCUGUCCAGGCGGACUCGCGGAGACCGGCCUCCGUUCCUGGGGACCGUCCCUGCUGUGGACCCCGAGGUCCGCCGGUCACCAGCGGCCCCACACCGGGAGCCGCUGCGGGAGGACGCACACCGGGGCUCCAGCCCCUGCGGCCAGGACCUCUGGC
Phyllostomus hastatus (greater spear-nosed bat) is the source of this 3703-nucleotide messenger RNA. It is a transcript of the gene USP36, whose product is annotated as ubiquitin specific peptidase 36. Lineage: Eukaryota; Metazoa; Chordata; Mammalia; Chiroptera; Phyllostomidae. Bases 246 to 3542 code for a protein of 1098 amino acids. The transcript has 21 exons. Gene Ontology annotation, molecular function: cysteine-type endopeptidase activity; cysteine-type deubiquitinase activity. Gene Ontology annotation, cellular component: cytosol; nucleus. The record is from RefSeq and is a predicted model, not a curated record. Gene Ontology annotation, biological process: regulation of apoptotic process; protein deubiquitination.